AUGGAGCGAACGCCUUGGCCAGAGGAGCAACAUGGAGCCUAUUUCGAGGUGCCCCUGACCAAGGAGGAGAGCCAACGUCGCAUACCCGACCGCACCCCCGAACAGCCGCCACCACCGUACGCCGUCGAGUACGUGCGCGGCAACCUGCCCAUCGUGCUCACCGUGCCACACGGCGGCUACAUAUCGCCACCCUCCAUUCCUUCACGGCGGAAAGGGUGCUUGGAGCACGAUGACUGCUCUCAGGAGCUGGCCAGGGCCAUCUACGCCCAAAUGGUGGCCUACGUCAACAACGACCACGACCACGACCACGACCACAACGACAAACCACCACGACCCGCGGCAGAACCGCGCUUCUACCCACACUUGGUCGUGCUCCACCUCAACCGGCUCAAGGUCGACGUGAAUCGACCCCUCGACGGCGCCGUCGACGACCCCAGCCGAGACACGAAGGCGGUGGCGGCGCACAGGGCCUACCACGGCUGCAUAGAGGAGGCGCUACGGUGGUCGGUCGACACGUGGGGCUUCGCGCACCUGUUCGACAUCCACGGCCAGUCCCAUCGGCAGGUCAUGGAGUUCGGGUUUUUGCUGUCGACUGAGCACCUGAGGAGCAGCGACGAGCAGCUGGACGAGGCCGCGCAGGACUUCUUGUCAAAAUCGUCGCUCUCUGGCAUGGAACGCUUCUGCCUCUCGGCGGUGGUGCGAGGCGAAAAGAGUCUCGGGGCGCUCCUCCAGGCUCACGGGUUCGAUUCCGUGCCCUCCCCCAAGUACCCCAGCACAUUUGUUGAGUUCAUCAAGCUGAACUACAACUGCGAGAUUGGCACGUCUGUGCGAGGACCCCUCCCAUGCUGA
Molecule: messenger RNA, 849 nt
Organism: Acanthamoeba castellanii str. Neff
Lineage: Eukaryota; Discosea; Longamoebia; Acanthamoebidae
Product: N-formylglutamate amidohydrolase
Exons: 8
Coding region: 1-849 (282 amino acids)
Source: RefSeq, a predicted model, not a curated record